Messenger RNA from Cucumis melo (muskmelon), 1657 nucleotides. RefSeq names its product endonuclease III homolog 1, chloroplastic-like. Gene Ontology annotation, cellular component: nucleus; chloroplast nucleoid. The record is from RefSeq and is a predicted model, not a curated record. The coding region runs from base 203 to 1363 and encodes 386 amino acids. The transcript has 11 exons. Lineage: Eukaryota; Viridiplantae; Streptophyta; Magnoliopsida; Cucurbitales; Cucurbitaceae. Gene Ontology annotation, biological process: base-excision repair, AP site formation; nucleotide-excision repair; base-excision repair. Gene Ontology annotation, molecular function: DNA-(apurinic or apyrimidinic site) endonuclease activity; DNA binding; 4 iron, 4 sulfur cluster binding.
CAACUAUCACAUGAUUAUGAAUUUAAAAAAAUUGAUGCAAUUCAAGUUUCAUCUUCAUCAAGUAAUUGGUGAUAUCAAAGAAAGAAGACAGAGAGCCAAGUACCCAUCUUGAUCAACGGUUUCCAAAAAGCAAAAUUUUGGAACUUGAGCGUGGAAAAAUGGACCCUUUUUAGAUUGGAUUGUUCUACUUCGACCCAUUACCAUGUUUUUUGCUUGUCCUAUUCGAAUACCGGCGCUUUCAAUCACAUUUGCUCGAAGAAUUACAUGCAGCGCCAUGUCGAAAGGAAGUUCGUCCUCCUUGCCAACAAGUUCGAACGAAGUCCCUCCUAACCCGGGAAUUUCGAGUGUUAAGUCCUCCAAUGGCGUUUCUGAGCCUGAAACUCGGGUAUUUGUGAGGAGAAGAGUGAAAAAGAUUGCAGAAAGUCAAGAUAGUGGGUUUGAAGUUGAACCUAAAAUCGACACUAAACGCUCCUGUCCUCCUAAUAUUGAAGAUUUUGCAUUCAAAAGAACAAAGGAUUCCCCUGGAUCAAGGGAGUCAAAGCCUCCUCCAGAUCUUCUUCUCAACGGAAUUGAAGGUUCUACUCCAACUACACAUAAAGGCAAUGCAGGACGAGGUAAACCACCUGAGAAUUGGGAAAAAGUUCUUAAAGGAAUUCGGGAAAUGAGGUCCUCUGAAGAAGCUCCAGUAGAUACCAUGGGAUGUGGACGAGCUGGUAGUACUCUUCCUCCCAAGGAAAGAAGAUUCGCUGUCUUGGCAUCUUCUCUUCUCUCAAGCCAAACCAAAGACCACGUGACUCAUGGAGCAGCAUUGCGUCUCCAAGAAAGUGGUCUUCUUACUGCUGAAGCCAUGGACAAAGCUGAUGAAGAAACCAUUAAAAGUUUGAUUUACCCGGUUGGAUUUUAUUCCACAAAGGCUAAGAAUUUGAAGAAGAUUGCAAAAAUAUGUCUUAUGAAGUAUGGUGGGGACAUACCUAGAUCAUUGGAGGAGCUACUUCUGCUACCUGGGAUAGGCCCUAAGAUUGCACAUUUGAUCAUGAUUAUGGCUUGGAACGAUGUUCAGGGGAUAUGUGUAGACACUCAUGUGCAUCGCAUUUGCAAUCGGCUUGGGUGGGUGUCUGGGAAAGGCUCAAAACAGAAAACAUCAACUCCUGAAGAAACUCGAGUAGGAUUAGAACUGUGGCUGCCAAAAGAAGAAUGGGUUCCAAUUAAUCCUCUUCUGGUUGGAUUUGGACAGACUAUUUGCACUCCCCUUAGACCCAAAUGUGGAAAUUGCAGUGUUAGUGACCUAUGCCCAUCUGCAUUCAAGGAGUCUUCAAGCCCAUCUCCCAAGUUAAAGGGUUCAAGUUCUACCAAAAAGUUGUGAUCAUCUUUCUGUAUGAAUGAAUAUAUUUACUAGUCAUACAAUUCCCCCCAAGUUUUUGAUCUUCUAUCUCUUUUUUUUUUUUCUCUUUUUUGACACCAUAAUGGUUUACAGAUUUAGAGCUUCCAUUAUGGUUUCUAUCGCCAAGUGUUGAUAGAUAGAUAGGUGGAUAUUGAAGGAUUUCAAUUGGCCAAUGUUGUGUAGAACGAAACUUGUUAUUGAUGUUAUAAUGUAUUGAUGCUCUUGGUACAUGUUUUAUACAUUAUACGAUAAUUCAUCAUCAUUAUUAUUGACUAA